AUGCUGGGCCCCCGGGUCUGGUCCUCUGUGAGGCAGGGGCUGAGCAGGGGCUUGUCUAGGAGUGUGGGGGGCCGGGCCCCCGGGGAGGGGAGGAAGGUGGACAUCGCGGGCAUCUAUCCCCCUCUCACCACCCCCUUCACCGCCACCUCGGAGGUGGACUAUGGGAAACUGGAGGAGAACCUGCAGAAACUGGGCGCCUUCCCCUUCAAAGGCUUUGUGAUCCAGGGCUCCAACGGCGAGUUCCCCUUCCUGACCAGCAGCGAGCGCCUGGAGGUGGUGAGCCGCGUGCGCCAGGCCAUGCCCAAGGACAAGCUCCUGGUAGCUGGCUCUGGCUGCGAGUCCACGCAGGCCACGGUGGAGAUGACGGUGAGCAUGGCCCAGGCGGGGGCCGACGUCGCCAUGGUGCUGACUCCUUGCUACUAUCGCGGCCGCAUGAGCAGCACGGCCCUCAUUCACCACUACACCAAGGUCGCUGACCUCUCUCCAGUUCCUGUGAUGCUGUACAAUGUCCCGGCCAACACGGGGCUCGACCUGCCUGUGGACGCGGUGGUCACUCUUUCCCAGCACCCGAACAUCAUUGGCAUCAAGGACAGCGGUGGUGACGUGACCAGAAUCGGGCUGAUGAUUCACAAGACCAGGAGGCAGGAUUUCCAGGUGUUGGCCGGAUCGGCUGGCUUCCUGCUGGCCAGCUACGCCGUGGGGGCUGUGGGGGGCAUCUGUGCCCUGGCCAACGUCCUGGGGGCCCAGGUGUGCCAGCUGGAGCGGCUCUGCCUCACGGGGCAAUGGGAGGACGCCCAGAAGCUACAGCUCCGCCUCAUUGAGCCCAACACUGCGGUGACCCGGCGCUUUGGAAUCCCGGGGCUGAAGAAAGCCAUGGACUGGCUCGGCUACUACGGAGGCCCCUGCCGGGCCCCCUUGCAGGAGCUGAGCCCAGAGGAGGAGGAGGAGCUGCGCCUGGAUUUCACCAACAACGGCUGGCUCUGA
This is a messenger RNA of Pipistrellus nathusii (Nathusius's pipistrelle), 984 nucleotides long. NCBI's taxonomy places the organism in Eukaryota, Metazoa, Chordata, Mammalia, Chiroptera, Vespertilionidae. The record is from the annotation of a GenBank genome assembly.